AUGGAUAAGUGUGACCUGAGAACAAAAGGAGCUCCAAGAAAGCUCUUUAUAAUUUUCUUUUCCUGUUUAGGAUGGGGAAGUCAGAGUUCCAAAGUACACAUACAUCAUAGCACAUGGCUUCAUUUUCCUGGUCACAAUUUACGCUGGAUAUUGACUUUUAUCCUCUUGUUUGUGCUGGUGUGUGAAAUCGCAGAGGGCAUAGUGUCUGAUGGGGUUUCAGAUUCACGCCAUUUGCACCUGUACAUGCCGGCUGGGAUGGCGUUCUUGGCGGCCAUCACAUCGGUUGUCUAUUACCAUAAUAUCGAAACAUCCAAUUUCCCGAAGCUGUUAAUUGCAUUGCUAUUCUACUGGACUUUAGCUUUCAUAACUAAAACCAUCAAAUUUGUAAAGUUCUGUGAUAAUGGAGUUGGAUUUUCGCAGCUUCGGUUUUGCCUCACAGGACUCCUGGUUGUUCUAUAUGGAAUGCUACUAGCUGUAGAAAUUAAUGUCAUCAGGGUGAGGAGGUAUGUUUUCUUCAAAACUCCUAAAGAAGUUAAACCUCCUGAGGAUCUCCAGGACCUUGGUGUUCGAUUCUUACAGCCAUUUGUGAAUCUGUUAUCCAAAGGAACGUACUGGUGGAUGAACACAUUCAUCAAGACUGCCCAUAAAAAACCAAUAGACCUGAAAACCAUAGGCAAGCUUCCCAUUGCUAUGAGAGCUGUGACCAAUUACAUUCGCCUUAAUGAGGCCUUUGAAGCACAGAAGAACAAAAGGUCAUCAUCUCCACAAGGAUCCAGAUCAAUUUGGCGAGCUCUCUGCUGUGCUUUUGGAAGACCCUUACUUCUCAGUAGCACAUUCCGUAUUCUGGCUGACUUGCUUGGAUUUGCUGGUCCACUCUGCAUCUCUGGGAUUGUUCACAAUGUUGGAAAAGGAAAUAACACCAUUCGCCCACAGAUUAAAAUUCUUGGUGUUUUUUUUAUUUCAUCUCAAGAGUUCCUGUCCAAUGCUUAUGUUUUGGCUGUACUCCUAUUUUUUGCCCUUCUGUUGCAAAGGACAUUUCUGCAAGCAUCCUACUAUGUUGCUAUUGAAACGGGAAUCAACUUAAGAGGCGCAAUACAGACAAAAAUAUACAAUAAAAUUAUGCAGCUUUCAACCUCUAACAUGUCUAUGGGGGAGAUGACUGCAGGCCAGAUCUGUAACCUGGUUGCCAUAGACACAAAUCAGCUGAUGUGGUUUUUUUUCCUCUGCCCUAACCUUUGGGCUAUGCCAGUACAGAUAAUUGUAGGAGUCCUUCUGCUCUACUACCUUCUUGGAAUCAGUGCCUUAAUUGGAGCAGCAGUAAUCAUAGUCCUUGCACCUGUUCAGUACUUUGUAGCAACAAAACUCUCACAGGCCCAGAGAAGCACAUUGGAGUACUCCAAUGAGAGACUGAAGAAGACAAAUGAGAUGCUUCGAGGCAUUAAGCUCCUAAAACUCUAUGCUUGGGAACACAUCUUUCACAGCAGUGUAGAGGAAACCAGACAAAAAGAAAUGACUAGCCUCAAGUCCUUUGCCCUUUAUACCUCCAUAUCCAUCUUUAUGAAUGCAGCAAUACCAAUUGCAGCUGUACUUAUAACAUUUGUGGUCCAUGCUCAUCUGACAACGAAGGCUGACUUCUCCCCAUCAGUGGCAUUUGCCUCCAUCUCCCUGUUUCAUAUUCUUGUGUCUCCAUUAUUUCUGCUCUCCAGUGUGGUUAGAUCCACUGUCAAAGCAUUAGUAAGUGUGCAGAAACUGAGCGAAUUCCUGUCAAGUGAAGAAAUUGGAGAAGAGCAUGAUAAAUCUUCAGAGCUAAGAAGUGCAGAUAAUCACAGCAAAUACCAGGCGGUGCCACUCAAAGUUGUUAACCGCAAGAGGCCUGCCAGGGAAGACUGGAACAAUUACAGCUCUCACAUGAGAAGACCCAUUAGCAUCACAGAAGCAGAUGAUUUUUGUGUAAAGAUAGCAAAUGGGUUUUUCACUUGGACACCUGAAGGACCUCCAGCAUUGUCCAACAUUGAUAUCCGAAUCCCUCAAGGUCAGCUAACAAUGAUUGUAGGACAGGUUGGCUGUGGUAAGUCAUCUCUCUUGCUCGCCAUACUUGGUGAGAUGCAGAAGAUCUCUGGGAACAUAUUCUGGAGCAGCUGUACUUCUGACAGUGAGACGGGAGAAGAUGUCAGCUCAGAGAAAGAAUCUCCUAUUGACACGGAAUUCAGGUACAAAGCAGUAAUUGAUGCCUGUUCCCUCCAGCCUGAUAUUGACAUUCUCCCUCAUGGAGACCAAACCCAGAUUGGAGAGAGGGGUAUUAAUCUGUCUGGAGGGCAGCGCCAGCGUAUCAGUGUGGCAAGAGCACUUUACCAGCAGACAAAUGUUGUGUUCCUGGAUGAUCCAUUUUCUGCCCUGGAUAUCCACCUAAGUGACCAUCUCAUGCAAGAGGGGAUCCUGAAAAUGCUACGGGAAGACAAGCGGACCAUUGUGCUAGUAACACACAAGCUGCAGUACUUACCCCAUGCUGACUGGAUAAUCGCAAUGAAAGAUGGCAACAUCCAGAGAGAAGGAACACUCAAGGACAUUCAGAAAUCAGAGACUGAGCUCUUUGAACACUGGAAGACAUUAAUGAAUCGACAAGACCAAGAGCUGGAGAAGGAGACUAUUAUUGAAAGAAAAACUGUUUUGGAAAGAACAAAUCUCCGGAGGACUAUGUAUUCCCGUGAAGCUCUGUUGAAAGAUGAUGAAGAGGAUGAAGAAGAAGUAACAGAAAGCGAUGAUGAAGACAACUUGUCUUCAGUGCUGCACCAGAGAGCGAAGAUGCCCUGGAGAGCCUGUGGCAAGUACCUCAGCGCAGCAGGAAUCCUCCUCCUGCCGCUGCUGGUGCUGUCCCAGCUGCUGAAGCACACGGUGAUGGUGGCCAUCGACUACUGGCUGGCGUGCUGGACCUCAGCCGCCAUCUCGGAGAAGGCAGAGCCAGAGCUGAAGAACUGCUCUCACUGUGUGGAUUUCAACCAUUCUCCAUAUUCAAAAGUUUUCAGCAUUCUCUGCUGUCUUGGCAUUGUAUUAUGUCUUGUCACAUCAAUAGCGGUGGAGUGGACGGGCUUGAAAGUCACCAAAAAGCUACACUCUUCUUUACUAAAUAAAAUUAUUUUGGCUCCAAUGAGGUUUUUUGAAACGACUCCUCUGGGAAGUAUACUGAACAGAUUUUCAGCUGACUGCAAUACCAUCGACCAGCACAUUCCAGCUACCCUGGAGUGCCUGAGUCGCUCCACUCUGCUGUGUGUAUCUGCUCUUGCUGUCAUCUCAUACGUCACACCAAUGUUUCUCAUUGCCCUGGUUCCCCUCGCAAUCAUGUGUUACUUCAUCCAGAAGUACUUCCGAGUCGCAUCACGGGACCUGCAGCAACUGGAUGACAGCACUCAGCUACCAUUACUCUCCCAUUUUUCAGAGACUGUUGAAGGUCUUACCACCAUCCGAGCCUUCAGGUACGAAGCCAAAUUUCGACAAAAACUUCUUGAAUACACAGAUUCCAACAACAUUGCUUCCCUUUUCCUUACAGCUGCCAAUCGCUGGCUGGAAGUCCGCAUGGAGUACAUUGGAGCAUGUGUGGUACUCAUAGCAGCUGUCACUUCUAUUACCAGUUGCCUGUAUAGUAAACUCCCUUCAGGACUUGUAGGCUUGGGACUAACCUAUGCUCUUAUGGUGUCUAACUAUCUGAACUGGAUGGUUCGUAACCUGGCUGACAUGGAGAUCCAGCUGGGUGCAGUGAAAAGAAUCAAUGGCCUUCUCAAAACAGAAGCUGAAAAUUACGAAGGGCUCCUUUCUUCCUCACAGAUUCCCCAGAACUGGCCAGACAGAGGAGAGAUCCAAAUCCAGAACCUCAGUGUCCGAUACGACAGCAACCUAAAGCCAGUGCUAAAGCAUGUCAAUGCCCACAUCUCUCCAGGACAGAAGAUCGGGAUCUGCGGCCGAACAGGCAGUGGAAAAUCCUCUUUCUCUCUUGCAUUUUUCAGAAUGGUUGACACUUUUGAGGGAAGGAUUAUCAUUGAUGGUAUAGAUAUUGCUAAGCUCCCCUUACAGACAUUGAGAUCCAGGCUGUCAAUCAUUCUCCAAGAUCCUAUUUUAUUCAGCGGAACAAUCCGGUUUAACUUGGACCCUGAGAAGAAGUGCACUGACAGCAUGCUGUGGGAAGCACUGGAAAUAGCACAGCUCAAGCAUGUGGUGAAAGCGCUCCCUGGGGGCCUAGAUGCUAUAGUCACAGAAGGAGGUGAAAACUUUAGCCAGGGCCAGAGACAGCUGUUCUGCCUAGCAAGGGCUUUUGUGCGGAAGACGAGCAUCUUCAUCAUGGAUGAAGCCACGGCAUCUAUUGACAUGGCAACGGAGAACAUCCUCCAGAAGGUAGUCAUGACUGCGUUUGCUGACCGUACUGUGGUUACAAUAGCACACCGCGUGCACACGAUCCUCAACGCAGACUUGGUUAUUGUAAUGAAGAGAGGGGUUAUUUUGGAAUAUGACAAGCCUGAGGUUCUGCUAGAACAAGAAGACAGUGUCUUUGCUUCUUUUGUACAAGCAGAUAAGUAAUAAAAAUAAAUGAAGCAUUUUAAAGUACAAUUGUAUUAUUUUCUAAAAAUGUAAAAUACCUGUAAAUAAAUAAUAUUUCAUAAUAAAUCGAGGUUUUCCUUUUUUAAUAAAAUGGGCCAUUUUUCUCCACCUGAAGCAUGUACUUUCCUUUUUGUAUACUACUACUCUUGUUCUUAUUUGCUACCAAAGAAUUAUGAAAUAUAGUUGAAAAAAACUACAUGGGUGAAAUAUGACAGGAUACUCAUCAAACAUAACCAGCAUGGAGUUUUUAUGUAACUCUUAAACUGCUCCUGUCAUUUUAUUAACAUGUUAUUUUUUAUGCGUCAGAGCCCCUCUGUAGAUAAUGCUCAUGGCUGACUAAAUGCAAAAGGAAAAAUUAUAUACCAAAGGUAUUUCUCAAAAGCUUGUAUCUCUUUUAAUGAUAUGACUCUGUAAAGCUUUAAUAUCUAAAUAUAAAAUCUAU
Molecule: messenger RNA, 5029 nt
Organism: Athene cunicularia (burrowing owl)
Lineage: Eukaryota; Metazoa; Chordata; Aves; Strigiformes; Strigidae
Gene: ABCC8
Product: ATP binding cassette subfamily C member 8
Exons: 38
Coding region: 1-4566 (1521 amino acids)
Biological process (GO): transmembrane transport; potassium ion transport
Cellular component (GO): membrane
Molecular function (GO): ABC-type transporter activity; ATP hydrolysis activity; ATP binding
Source: RefSeq, a predicted model, not a curated record